Molecule: messenger RNA, 12383 nt
Organism: Sitodiplosis mosellana (orange wheat blossom midge)
Lineage: Eukaryota; Metazoa; Arthropoda; Insecta; Diptera; Cecidomyiidae
Gene: trol
Product: basement membrane-specific heparan sulfate proteoglycan core protein
Exons: 43
Coding region: 32-11506 (3824 amino acids)
Biological process (GO): homophilic cell-cell adhesion; dendrite self-avoidance; axon guidance
Cellular component (GO): plasma membrane; axon
Molecular function (GO): calcium ion binding; cell-cell adhesion mediator activity
Source: RefSeq, a predicted model, not a curated record
AACCAACAAUUGUAUCAAUUUGUGCUAUGCGAUGUCAGCUAAUGCAUGCUCUAAGGAUAAAUUUAAGUGCAAUAACGGUGCCUGCAUUGAUGGGAAGCUCCGCUGCAACAAUGUUGUGAACUGUAACGAUGGUUCCGAUGAACUCGACUGUGCACCGGGAAACAUCGAGUAUCCCACGUGUGAUCAAAGUGAAUUUGCAUGUUUUGAUGAAAGUAAUCAAUGUUUGGACCGUUCGGCGGUGUGUGAUGGCACGAAUGAUUGCUUAAAUGGAAAAGAUGAAGAGGCUUCCAUUUGCCAAUGUACUCCCGAUCAGUUCAAAUGCUUGACAGGUGGUGGAUGUGUGGAUAUUUCGAAAAAAUGCGACGGCAUUAGUGAUUGUAUUGACGAUAGCGAUGAGAGUAAAAUCGUUUGUGUUCCACACAAUUCGGGUAAUAAUGAUUUGACAUGUGCCAUGGGUGAGAUAAAAUGCGUAUCGGACGGCAAGUGUAUCGAAUCGUACAAGUUUUGUAAUGGAGUGGUUGACUGUGAUGACGGAAGUGACGAAUAUCUCUGCUCAGGCACUUCAGACGACAAUGAGCUUUGCUUAGGUUCGGAGUUCCAAUGCGAUCAAACCAAAUGCAUUCUAUCGACACAAGUCUGCGAUAAUGUAGUGGACUGCUUGGAUGGCAGUGACGAAAAAGAGUGUGAUAAUGUUCACGAAGUACCUUGUGCUGAGCACGAGUUUCAGUGCAGCAACGGCCUGUGCAUUGACAGUGAAGUUCAGUGUGAUGGACACAAGGACUGCUUGGAUGGUAGCGACGAAUUAAAAUGCCCAUCAUGCCAACCGGGAACCUUUCAAUGUCACAAUGGUGACUGCAUAUUGGCUACACAGCAUUGCGAUCGCAUACACGAUUGUGCCGAUCUUAGCGAUGAAAUCCAUUGCGCUUAUUCAUGUAAUGCGCACGAGUUUCGCUGUGGCGAUGGUCUAUGUGUGAAAAAGCAGCUUUUAUGCGAUAACAUCAGGCAUUGCAGUGACGGCACCGACGAGUUACACUGUCACGAUAACGACAUUGGCAAUGACAAUAAAAUCAUUGCCAAACCAACGGAAUGCGGUGAUAAUGAAUGGCGUUGUGAUAAUGGAAAUUGCAUUAAUGAAGAAUUUCUUUGCGAUGGAACGAACGAUUGUACGGACUCUUCCGAUGAAGGAAGCGUUUGUGGAUCGACACAGGGCCCACAAGGUCCACAAGCUCCACUUUGCCGCGAAGAUGAAAUUGAAUGUGAUAACCAAUGCCACUCGAGAUCCAUCCUUUGCAAUGGUGAAUACGAAUGCUCUGAUGGUCGCGAUGAAUACAAUUGCCCAACUACGACCACCACCACCACCACCACCCCCAUUACCACACAAACACCAGACAUUUCUUGCCCAGAGUACACUUGCCCAGAUCGCAAAUCUUGCUUUGGUAUAGCCGAUAGAUGCAACGGCAUUUCCGAAUGCAGUGACGGUUACGAUGAAUACGGAUGCCCACCACCACCAACUCAAUGCGCCGAUAAUGAAUUCAAAUGCGAUGACAACGUUUGCUUGCCAAAAGAAAAGCAAUGUGAUCGUGUUCGAGAUUGUCGCGACGGUACCGAUGAACUUAAUUGCCGCAUUGUGUGUCGAGAUGAUGAAUUCACAUGUGCAAAUGGACAAUGUAUUCAUGGUCAACAAAAAUGUGAUAGCCGACGUGAUUGCGAAGAUGGAUCCGAUGAGUCACCUGAAGUGUGCCAUCCAAAAGGUCGAUGCCGCCCCGGUGAAUGGCAAUGUAACAAUGGAGAUUGCAUCCUUGCCAAGGCUUAUUGUGAUGGACGUUAUGAUUGCAGAGAUUACUCGGACGAACGUUGGUGCCCAACUCAACGACCACCCAGCCCACUGCCUGGAGUUCAUCGCGUGGAAUUGAAGACCUAUCCAAACAAUCAAACUAUCAAAGAAAGAUAUAUUCGUGAGGGCUUGGAAGUUGUAUUUCAAUGUCGUGAUGAAGGUGCGCUACGUUUGCCAGUUCGAUGGACUCGAUCAGGUGGUCGUCAACUGCCACUCGGCUCAAAAGAUGUUGCUGGACGUUUGGAAAUCCCGAAUAUUCGAUUGGAACAUUCUGGUGAUUAUAUUUGCGAAGCUGUCGGUGUCCCACCAUCAACACCUGGUGCACAAGUAGGCGUUACACUUCAAGUUGAACGUCGCGAUCCAAUAUGGGUUCGGCCACCAUCAGCCUGUUCAGUGAACGAGGCUACCUGUAUGAAUGGCCAGUGCAUUGCUAAGAGUGCACUUUGCAACGGCCGCAACGACUGUGCUGAUGGAUCAGAUGAAUCUAGCUGCACUGAUAACGGACGUUGUCAACCAAACGAAUUCAAAUGCGGCAACAACAAAUGUGUUUUGAAAACAUGGCGAUGCGACGGCGAAAAUGAUUGCGAAGACGGUUCUGACGAACAAGGUUGUGGAACCGCUGCACCAGGCUCGAUCUGCACUGCCAGUGAAUAUCAAUGCCGAAGCGGUCAAUGCAUUCCAAAAUCAUUCGAAUGUGACUCUCACGUUGAUUGUUUCGACGGAUCUGAUGAAGUUGGCUGCACCAAACCGACCGUUGCUCAACCACCACCACCAAGUGUUUACUUGCGACCAGGGGAAACAUUCAACAUCUCAUGUCGCGCUGUCGGUGUUCCAACACCUUUGGUAUUGUGGCGUUUGAACUGGGGUCAUAUCCCAGAAAAAUGUACCACCACCACCCACAAUGGAUACGGUGUUUUGAUUUGUCCAUAUAUCGCUGUCGAAGAUUCUGGUGCCUACUCUUGUGAAUUGCUCAACAGCCAAGGCACUGAAUUUGUUGUUCCAGACACCAUUUUAACCGUAACCGGCGAAGAAUCAGUUUGUCCAAAUGGAUUCUUCAACGACAAAGCCAGUCGACCCGAAGAAUGUAUCAAUUGCUUCUGUUUCGGUGCAUCAACGGCAUGUAAAAGUGCCGAUUUGUUCACAUAUGCCCUUCCACCACCGGUAACAUCGCUUACAGUGGUCGGUGUGCAUGGCCCAUGGGCUGGACAACAAUCGAUUAGCAUCAACAACAUGUUUGAUAAACACGAUUUGCUCGCAACACGCCAUGGCGUUCAAUUGAGAUUGACCAAUUUACCGGUGUCCGGUGAAUUGCCAUACUAUGCACUCCCAAGCGAUUAUCUGGGCAAUCAAUUGAAAUCAUACGGUGGCACAUUCAAAUACGACGUUGAAUAUAGCGGACGUGGCAAUUCAAAUGAUGCACCAGACGUCAUCAUUAAGGGUAAUAAUAAAAUCUUGGUUUACCGCAGUCCAAACCCUAUCGAAGAGGGUAUUCGUAAUUCAGUAUCCGUUUCGUUUGUACCGGGUCAAUGGUACAAACCUGAUGGAAGUUUGGCUUCACGUGAAGAAAUCAUGAUGACAUUGGCUCAAGUGGAAAAUGUUUUGAUUCGAUUGCAAUACAUCGAUACUGUUCAACGUGAAGUUGAAUUGUUGCACAUUGUAAUGGAUUCAGCCGCUGUCACCGAUCAAGGUCUUGGAUCUGCAUCACUUGUCGAAGAGUGUCGAUGCCCGGCUGGUUACUCAGGUUUGAGCUGUGAGUCUUGCGCACCUGGAUAUACCCGUCAAGAAAGCGGUGCUUGGUUAGGCCGUUGUAUUCGUGAUGAAGAACCAUGCCAACCAGGAACUUAUGGCGAUCCAUACCGAAAGAUUCCAUGCAAACCAUGCCCAUGUCCAUCAACAACCAGUGGAAAUAACUUUGCCCGUACGUGCUACUUGGGUCCAGAUGGUGAACCAGUUUGCAAUUGUAACCGUGGAUACACUGGUCGUCGUUGCGAACAAUGCGCUCAAGGAUUUGUCGGUAAUCCAUUGUUGCCAGGCGGUUCAUGCUCAGCCGAACAACCACCAGUUUCACACUGUGACCCACGCGGAACACUUCGUCAACACCCAGAUGGUCGUUGCGAAUGUAAAGAACAUGUAGCUGGCGCCCGCUGUGAUCAAUGCUCAAUCCAUUCAUUCUUCUUGAGUCCAAGAUGGAGUACCGGAUGCAUUCAAUGCUUCUGUAACGGUGUGAGCCAAACAUGUACCAGCAGUUCAUUGUACAGAGACUCGACUGUCGCUACAUUCGCCCCGAACCGUCAUGAAUUCGCUUUGAUUACCGAUUUCGAAAGUCCACAAGAAAGUGAUCUUGAGGUUAGCACAUACAACAAUGAAGUUUUAAUUCAAAAUUUGGCUGGUGAUCCAGAUGUUUAUUUCUGGCGUUUGCCAUCACGUUUUGCCGGUAACAAAAUCACAUCGUAUGGUGGAAAUCUCAACUACACCAUUCGAUAUGUGCCAACACCUGGUGGUAUUAUGUCACGAAACAACGCACCCGAUGUGGUCAUUCGCAGUUUGAACGAUAUCACCAUUUUGCAUUAUCGUCGCGAUGAAAUCGCCCCAAGCAUUUCACAAUCGUAUGUUGUACCACUUUUGGAAGAGAACUGGCAACGUAUCGAUGGAAAUACAAUCAAUCGUGAACAUUUGCUCAUGACUUUGGCCGAUGUAUCGGAUAUUUUCAUCAAAGCAACAUACACGACCACAACUGAUGAAGCCGCUUUGUCUUCAGUCAUUUUGGAUACGGCCAGCUCACACUACACUGGAAAUCCAGCCCGUGCCUCGGAAGUUGAACAAUGUAUAUGUCCACCAGGUCAUCAAGGUACCAGUUGUGAAGAUUGCGCUCCUGGCUACAAACGCAGCCAAAGUGGUCUUUACUUGGGUUUGUGCGAACCAUGCGAUUGUAACGGACAUUCAGAUGAAUGCGAUGCCGAAAAUGGCGUUUGCCAUAACUGCCGUGACAAUACCGAAGGUGAGCAUUGUGAACGAUGCGCCGGUGGUUUCGAAGGCGACGCAACUCGUGGAACAUCAUACGAUUGUUCAACCGAUGAAUCUCAUGGACACGGAACAAUCACCCAAUGCCCACCAAAUGUAAUCGGCCAUCGCUGUGACCAAUGCCGUCCAGGUACCUACAACUUGGAUCCAGCCAAUCCACUUGGAUGCACUGAAUGCUUCUGUUCGGGUGCAACACGCUCAUGCUCAGCUUCACGUUUGUAUCGUCAACAAAUUCCAGCCAUCAUUUUCGAUGACAAAUUCCCACUCACCAACCGUAUCGGUGAUGUUCAAUCGAAAGAAGAGCCAGUCAUCGAUUUUGCCACCAACAAACUGUCAAACCGUAUUUACGAUGGUAACACUUACUAUUGGAGCCUUCCACAACGCUUCUUGGGCAAUCAGCUCAAAUCUUAUGGCGGAUAUUUGUCGUUCUCCAUUGAAAACGAAGCAUAUGGCACAUACAUUCCAGAUCAAGACAUCAUUAUUCGCGGUAAUGGAUUGACUUUGGUUUGGACUCGUGCCAAUCCAAAUGAAAACCGAACCGAAGCUCACAUCAAGGAAUCGGACUGGCAAAGCAUCGAUCAAGGAGGCCCAAGAGUUGCUUCACGCGCUGAUUUACUCACCGUUUUGAGCAAUUUGGAAACGGUUUUGGUGCGUGCCACUCUGAAAGAGGGAGUUUCACAGGUGCAUUUGAGUGAUGUUGUUCUUGAUACAGCCGUCCCACAAAACACCGGUCAAAUACCAGUUAAUGAUGUCGAAAUUUGCCGUUGUCCAGAAGGCUACACUGGUACAAGCUGUGAGUCUUGCGACCACUUCUACUACCGUGACACAAACAACCGUACCGCCGGACUUUUGGGCACUUGCAGCCGAUGCCCAUGUGAAAAUGCCGACUCAUGCUUAUUGGAAAGCAAUGGAAACGUUCUUUGCCACUGUCAUCCGGGAUAUGCUGGAGACAGAUGCACUGCAAGCAAAUAUUAUGAGCAUCGUGCAAAAGAAUCGAACACAAAUUCUGUGUAUGACUAUAUGUUAUACAUUUUCCAUUCGGUUAAUGAUCAUCAAAAGUCAUACAAAGUAUAUGAUUCAAAAGGAACCAAAGCUAUCGGCGAAUUACGAAGAGUGCCAGACUACGAUACUCAAGUUACAACUCAACGCCCAGUUCCACCAACUAUUUCGGUCGUGAUCUCAUCACCAGUUAUUCAAAUCAUCGAAGUCGGAGAGACUGUUCGAUUGCCAUGUACAGCAUAUCACAACAUUCAACGCGUUCCAAUCACAGUUGUUUGGAAGAAGGCCGAUGGAUCACUUCCAGAGCGAUCAUACCAAGAACAUGGCGUUCUUACAAUCACAAAUGUUCAACAUGUUGAUAGCGGUGUCUAUGUCUGUCAAGCACAAACUGAUGAACGCUUCGAACAACGCGUUACAAUCACUGUUGGAGGUGGAGGUGCUGUCAGCAAGCCACGUGUUGAAUUACGUCCAACUCAUCUCGAUGUCAACGAAUAUUCGCCAGCUGAUGUUGAGUGCGUUGCACAAUCGUCAACUCCAGUCACAUUCUAUUGGACUCGAUUGGAUGGAGAGCUAUCACCAGACGCAUACAUUUCGGGACCAUGGCUUCGAUUCAAUCAAGUUCGUCGUUCAGAUGCCGGUGACUACCAAUGUAUCGCACGUAAUCAAUAUGGUGAUGAUAGCGGCGUGUUGCGUGUUUAUGUUCGUGAAUCAAAUCCACCACCACGACCACCACCACAGCCACAGCCCGGUCGUGAAGUUUCAAUUCAACCAGGCAACUUCCAUGGUCGUCCAGGCGAUGCUCUUGUUUUGACUUGCCGUAACAGUAUAAAUGUCUAUGCUACAUUGGUUUGGAAUAAGGCUGGAGAGCAACAAUUGCCAGCUCAUAUUGAUGUCAAAAACGGCAUUCUCACCAUUGAAAACGUACGCGUUGAAGAUAGCGGUCGUUACACUUGUACAUCAUCACCAUCAGGACCAAAUCAACCACCUGGUACAUCUUCGGAAGUGAUCGACGUUGUCAUCACUGACAGUUCAACUGGACAAUUGGAACCACCAAGAGUAAAACCACUUGAAGAAUUGUACACUGUGGUUCAAGGCUCCGAUUUUAGUUUGACUUGUGAAGCAUCUGGCUAUCCAUAUCCAACCGUUGUCUGGGCUAAGAUUCAUGAAGAUCUCGCAUCGAAUUGCCAACAAAUUGGCAACAUUUUGAAAAUUAUCAACGCUCAACCACACAAUCGCGGUAUUUACCAAUGCACAGUCACAUCGAAUGGACAAUCCACCGAAACCAGCACUGUUAUCGAUAUUGAACCACGCGAGGCACCAGUCGUUGAAAUCUAUCCACGUGACCCACAAACCGUUCGUGUGGGUGAAUCAGCAAUGUUGAGCUGUCGUGCUAUUGCCGGUAUUCCAACACCAACUGUGGUUUGGUCACGUCAAGAUCGCCGACCACUUUCAAGCCGUGUUGAAGAGAAAUACGCUGGAACUAUUUUGAUUUCGAACAUUACAUUCGAAGAUGCUGGACAAUAUGAAUGCCGUGCCUCAAAUAUUGCCGGUGAAUCAAGCCAAACGUCAGCCAUUCACGUGCAACAACCACCAAUCAUUCGCAUUUUGCCCGAAACACAAGAAUGGACUAUCACUGAAGGCGAUGAAUUGAAGCUGGAAUGUUUCGCCGAAGGCGAACCAUCACCAACAGUACAAUGGAAACGACCCGAGCAAAUACAAUCUGAAGAUACCUUUUCACGAGGAGCACCAACUCCAAUUGGUUCAGCAUCUCAAAGCUUGAUUCAAAAAUACAAUGCCGAUCGCAGUGAUGAGGGCACAUACAUUUGCCAUGCUAGAAACGAAGCCGGCGAAGAUCAAAAGUACAUCACCGUUAUAGUUCAACAGAAACGUGGCGAUGUUGGUUCGCAUGACAAAGACGAAAUUAACGAACAACGUCCACAACCACCGUACAGACCUGACUAUCGUCAAAAUACUCAACGUCCAGAUUAUAGGCCAGAAAAUCGCCCACAGCAAUACAAAGUGGCCGUAGGCGACAGCACAAAAAUCUCAUGUCAAAUCGAAAACUAUAACCGACGCACAUCUUGGAGACGUCAAGAUGGUCAACCAUUACCAAGAGGCUCACAUCUUUCUGGCGGUGAUUUGAUUAUGAACUACACACAAAAGGAUGCAGCUGGUAUUUAUGAAUGUAUUGUGCACGAAGUACAUGGCGACUACCCACUUGUCACCACUGAACUCAUUGUUGUUGAAUUGCCAAGGAUUACCUUGUACCCAGAAAUGCCAUUAACCGUACGAAGUGGUGAACGCGUAUACAUCCUCUGCAAUGCCACUGGUGAUGAACCAAUUUACGUUGAAUGGCACAAUGAAGACCAUCGACCACUCCCACAAAAUGUACGAGCUUCUGGAAACUACUUGGAAUUCUUCCAAAUAACACCAUCCAAUGCUGGCCGCUACUACUGUUCCGCAACCAAUCCUAACGGAAAUGUUACCAAAACCGCUGAAGUGAUUGUGCAUCACAACGAAAUCCCCCAGGAUCGCGUGGUGCAAGGACGUGUACAAGAAGUGCUCGAAGGUGAAUCGGUUUCGCUCGAUUGUACCGAACCAACUUCGUCAGAUGCCAGAUUCGAUUGGAGACGUGAAGGUGGUGUAUUGCCGCCAACGGCAACGUUUGGCCGCAACAACCGUUUGAUCCUGAAUAGCAUUCGCAGCGAAGACACUGGACGCUACAUUUGCCAGAAAACCGAAUCAAAUGGACAAGUAACGCAAAACUAUUUGGACGUCGUACUAAAGCCCCGCUAUCCGAAUAGUAUUUCACACUGUAAUCGGCCAAAUCAAUUCAGUUGUAAAUCGGAUCCAAGCUCGUGCAUCGAUAUCAAUCUCGUUUGCGAUGGCAUAUUUGACUGUCCCGACCGCUCCGACGAACUGGAUUGCUCGCUAUUGACAAGUUUACGGAAUCGAACUAAGAAGGAUGACAUGGCCGCAAACAAACUGGCUAAACUCAUUGCGUCUCAGACUUUCAUUCCUUCGGCCCCGUAUGUGAAACUGGAACCAGCCCGAUCAUACUUGCAUCCAGGCGAUUCAAUCGUUGUUGACUGCAAAUCAUCAGCCGACGAUAGCACUGUCACAUGGAAGAGAGAAGGUUUUCAACGACUCCCAAGCAAUUUCCGCCAACAAGGAAUUCAAUUGGUCAUCAGCAAUGCUCAAAGCGCCGAUGCUGGACGCUACAUUUGUGUGUGCACAACUCGUGAUGGUCAAGUCUUCGAAUCGGAAUACGAAUUGAACGUUGAAGUUCCACCAGCUCGUAAUGAAAUCAAACCACCACAAAUCGAACAUGCUGAAGCCGGAUCGAAUGUUGUAUUGAACUGUAAUCCAGGCCGAUUUGCCAAUAAAUACCAUUGGAGCCGUCAACAAGGUCACUUUGCCGCUGGCUUGGACAUUACAAGCAGCGACCUUCGAUUGGACAAUGUUCAGGCUAAAGAUGCCGGCACUUACAUCUGUACCGCAUCAAGUGGAUCGCAAAGCAGUGAAAUUCCAAUCACAUUAGUUGUAACUGGUGCCAUUCCAUAUUUCCCACAAGCACCAAAGAGUUAUCUAGUCUUCCCAAAGCUCGAAAACUCCUACAUGAGAUUUAACUUCGAGGUGACAUUCAAUCCAGGGCAUGGUGACGGUUUGAUUUUGUACAAUGCCCAACGUCACGGUGAAGGAAACUACAUUGCAUUGUCAUUAAACGAUGGAUACCCAGAGUUCCGUUUCGACUUUGGCAGUGGCCCGGUAACCGUUCGCGCCGAAAAACCAAUUGAAUUGAAGAAAUGGCACACGGUUAAAGUGAACAAAGUGCGUAAAGAAGGUUACCUAUUGGUGGACGAUCAACAUCCAGUUGCUUUCCCACCAACACAACGAUCAGGCAUUGAAUUGCUCGAAGACCUUUACUUGGGCGGUGUACCAAACUUCAAUGACAUUGCCUCUAGCGCUGUUGCCAGUCACGAAGGCUUCGUUGGUUGUGUCAGCCGCUUGAUUCUUAAGGAUCGUGAAAUUGAGCUAAAACAAGAAGCUAUCGCAUCUGAAGGUACAACGUCAUGCGAAACCUGCGCUAAUGAUGUGUGCCAAAAUGAUGGCGUUUGCUUGGAAACUCAAACCGAAGAAGGAUUCACAUGCGUUUGCAAGUCUGGAUUCACCGGUAAAACAUGCGCCGUUGAAGGAUUGUCUUGCUCACCAGGCAUUUGCGGAACUGGCCGAUGCGAAAACACUGAUAUUGGAAUCGAAUGCUUCUGUCCAUUGAACAAAACCGGAGAUCGUUGCCAAUACACCGAACAUUUGGAUGAAAGUAACUUGUCAUUCAAGGAUGGUAGCUUUGUCGCUUUCAAAACACCUAAAUCAACGAAAUUGAAUCUGCGAUUCAAUGUACGACCAGAGAAUAACCAGGAUAGCGUUCUUUUGUAUGUGGCCGAAUCCGAACAUGCCAAUGGCGAUUUUGCGGCUCUCGUUAUCAAAGACAAACAUUAUGAAUUCCGAUUCAAUACCGGCGGACGUGUUCGACCAGUGAUCAUUCGGUCGGAUGAAGAAGUGGAUGUUAAUAAAUGGACACAGAUUUCACUUGGACGCAGACACGGUGAAGGUUUCCUCAAAGUUGGCGACUCAGCACAAAUUACCGGUAAAGCCGUUGGCCCAGCUCAUACCAUGUACUUGAAGACUAAUUUGUACAUUGGUGGCUAUGACAAACGUCUAUUGUUGAACAAAGGCGUUGAAGUGAACAGAGGUUUCGAUGGUUGCAUCUCAGGCUUGGAAGUCUCAUCACAAAAGAUCGAUAUGAUCAAGAGCUUGUUGGAUGGUGCUAACAUCCACAACUGCGGAGAUACUAAUGAAAUCGCUCCUGAAGUUGAACAACCGGUACAAGCCGACUGUAGGCCUGGAUACGCUGGAUACAAUUGUGAAGAAAUCAUUGAUGCCUGCUUAGCUCAUGAUCCAUGCGAAAACAAUGGCAUUUGCGAGAGCAAAGGCAGCACAUACAUUUGCAACUGUCCAAUCCACUUCACCGGUGACGUUUGCCAGCACAGUGCACCAAUCGAAUUUUCUAGUCAAUACAAAGGAAACGGAUUCAUUGAAUUGAAUAGCUCGGCUCUUGUAAAGAGUUCAAACGAAAAGGAUAUCUUGUUGGCUUUGUUGUUCUCGUCCAAGGAACCAAAUGGCUUGUUGGUUUGGUACGGACAAAACAAAGCUGAAGCGUACAGUGGACAAGAUUUCAUCGCUUUGGCCAUUGUUGAUGGUUACUUGGAGUUUUCGUUGCGUUUGGACGGCGAAGAAACUACAGUCCGUAAUGUAAAUACCCGUGUUGAUGAUGGAAUUCGUCAUAUUGCCGUGCUAACACGUAACGGUAAUCGCGCCACACUUGAACUGGACAACUUCUCUGUUUAUGGCGAAACAACCGAAACCAACCGAAACUUCAGCUACUUGCCAGGCAACAUCUUUAUCGGUGGUGCUCCGGAGAUAAACCGAUUCACGGGCAAUCGUUACACACAAGGAUUCAACGGUUGCAUCAAUAUCGUCGAGGGUACGGACACACGAGCCGUUAACAUCUACAAGAAUGCCGUCAGUGGAUACAAUGUUCUUCCAUGCGCUGAUCAAGAGGACGAAAAAAUUGAAUCGCUUCAUCAAUAAGCUAUAGUUCAUACGCAAAAGAAAAAAAAAAUUAAAAUAAAUGAAAUGCAUGCAUUUUUGUUCCUUCAUUUUUUAUUUGCUUUUUUUUUAAUUUUUAAGUCCACACACAAACACACACGAAAAUAACCAAGUCACAAUGGGAUAUUAUUCGAAAAUCGAAUGACGAAAACAACAACAAUUGCAAUCGACGUACACCCAGCAAUUAGAAUCGGGAAUUGAUUGAAGUAAUCCUGAAUUGGAAAUGAACCCAUGAUUUCAAUGUCAUCAUCAGAAUUGUAAAACUAGUUUUUUUCACAUUCUUGAACUCAUAGUCGAAUAAAAGUUUUAGAAGUUAAAUUGUCAAAGUGCCAAAAAAAACUCUUUAUUGUUAAUUUAGAAGAAAAAGAAAAAUGGAACAUUCAUGCAAUAAAAUCAAAAGAAGCAAAAUUUCAAUCAGUUAUAUGGUGUACAACUUUCAGAAGUGAAAAAUCUAAGCUAAUCAAUAACCAUUUAAAAGAAGAAGAAGAUGAAAAAGAAAUUUGUUAAUGAAAUUAUUUUCAGUUGAUGCGGAAACAACGCUCUUUAUACUGCCUUUUAAUUUUUAGUGAAACGAGCAAAUUCAUGGAUUUCGAUAUGUUUAAUUUAAGAACAGUUCAACUAUUUUUUAUGAUUGAUUUAAUUUCAUUAUUUUUUUUUUCUCGAUUAUUCUCUGUCGAAAAACAAAAUGGAAUGGAUAUUUUGUUGAUUUUUUUUCUGUAUUAAGAAUUGUUCAGCCAUAGCUUGUCAAUGAUAUACUCUGUUAAAAUGAAGAUAUAAACGAAAACAAAAAGCGAUGACAAAAAACCUCAAUGUAAUUUCCAAAGUGAAAUAAAAACUCAGCUCAAGCUUACCAGUGAAA